Molecule: messenger RNA, 1881 nt
Organism: Fusarium coffeatum
Lineage: Eukaryota; Fungi; Ascomycota; Sordariomycetes; Hypocreales; Nectriaceae
Exons: 4
Coding region: 1-1881 (626 amino acids)
Source: RefSeq, a predicted model, not a curated record
AUGGACGCCUCACAGUCAUUCCGAUUACUACCAUACUGUUGCUUUUGCCUCUUUGAGCUCAAAGCUGGGGACAAUGCCAUCAGGCCUGUCCAUAAACCAGAAGCAUCAGUACGUGCGCCUGAUACACCCAAUACGAUCGAAUUUGAGUACCAACCAUGGGUUUUCAACCCACAAGAUCCGCAGAGCGUUCCACCUCGCAGAUGGAAACGCUCGAGGGAAGCUAUUCCGAUAGCACAUCUGGCUUGUUUCCAAGAAUGGCCUGGUGGUUUUAAGAGGCGCCCCGGCGUCGUCGGUUACCAUUUCCAACCCCCAUCCUCUGAUCUUCUCCGAAGACGAGCGUUUCUAUUCAAAGGUCUAAACUCCAAAAGUCCCAACGAUAUCAACAAGAUUGACCUUCAACAGCAAGCAAGGCUUGGUGUAAGAAGCCUGCUCGACAGACAACAAAGAAUCCCCCAAGAAGUCAUCGAUGCAAAUAGAGGUUGUGUCCAUUUUGUGGUGGAUCUUCGCCAACCUCUCUGGGGCAUUGCCAUGGUGUUCGAGGGCCUCAAGUACAUAUCACAUCUGUCGAAUACGCAAGGGGCAGAUUUUGAACGUGUACCAGCACGAAGUGAUGGUACUCUCGGUAAAGUCACUUAUGUAUCCAACCAUCUCGGCGUGGGGACCUUAUACUUGGAUGAGACCCGUCUGCCUGAUCCUAUAAAAGAAUGCGCGGGUAUCUGGUGGUCUUGCUUUGAGACCAGUGAAAGAAUGUCUUUUCUGAGAGGAUUUACUGAUGGCUUCAAGAUUCGGGACUUACAAUUAGUAGAGUCCCCGCAGGCAGCCGGCAAGCCACCCAUUAGAUGGUCGAUACCACCAACAGGUCCCGUAUGGUUCGCCGACUUGGAUGCCCGGGCUCAUGGGACUCCUCACUUCAAGCUCAUGGAUUGCGGUAGACCUGAGAUAACUGGCUACUCAGCAUGUAUGAUCGACGGGGACCUCGUGGACUUGCGUUGUCACGUUCGGAGCGAGAGUCGGGACGAAGCAUCUAUGCACUACAAAGAAGGCGGCGGUGAUCGACUACAUGCCGUAUGGCUAUACUUCCCUAUGCAAGACGACGAGCGAGUCUUUGAGAUUUGGAGGCGUCGGAAGAAACCUCAAUCAUGUCGAGAUAUUCCUAUCCUACGGACGAAUAAAGGGCGCGUGUUCGUCUUGGGAACGCACCCCAACGAUCCCCGGUCUCCUGUAAUACUCGAUCGCCUCACCUCAUUUCCUUCACCAACAAAUGCUAAAUUCUGGUAUAGCUGUCUCGAAGGCUGUGUCGACCAUCUAGCUUUCGUCACCGCAGACAGGCGGCAUGACAAGAACGAACCUUGCGCCCUAUUGGUAGGUCCCGCUGCCGUCUUGUCCUCGUCGGGAGUGGGGAACCAGUAUUUCUUUACGACGGCCAAGUUGGAGGACGUGGUUAGGGUGGUGCCAUGUCAGGCUUGGGCACCUGGAUCAACCGGAAUUGUUGGGCUUCUGUUCGUCUAUUCUGAUGAGCAUCGUGAAGCCGUGGGGCAGAUACGACUCGAUUAUCUGCUGCCCUUCAUGCCGGCUGAUCCCACAGGCGACAUGUGGCUAGGGCUUAGGCCGCUGUCUUAUGGGUUUUUGGUUGACGCGAUAAGGUUGAUACCGUCGGCUGGUAAGACGAUUUAUGGUGGGAAUUCGUCUGAAGAUGGACUGACCUGGCAUCGCGUCGAAUGGAAAGGCCGCCUAGAGUGGUUGGUUUGGUAUGGUUCUUGUUUUAUAGCUCAUCACCAGCAACCUGUGCCCCCUGGAGAUUUAGGGUCGGUACUGGAGACUCAAGGGGGUCGCGAGUGGGAAACCGAAAUAGAAGAUCGGAAGCCAAAUGUCUCCCCAUAA